AUGGAUUCAACAGUGAAAAGUGAGGUCAUUCUCUCAGGUUACAUCAUUUCCUUCCUGAUCGGCUUCCCCUGCAAUCUCAUCGCUCUCUAUGCGUUUAGUGUCAAGAUCCACACAAAGCCAGUUCCCACAAACAUCCUGCUUCUCAAUCUGACCGUCUCUGACCUGCUCUUCUUGAUCAUCCUUCCUCUCAAGAUGCAUGAGGCAGCCUCUGGUAUGGAAUGGAAUCUGCCAAACUUCAUGUGCUCCAUCACCUCCUUCACCCUUUACUCCACAAUCUACACCAGUUCCUUGCUGCUCAUGGCAGUCAGUGUGGUCCGCUACAUAGGAGUAGUAUUUCCUGUCACCUAUCGUCAGCUGCAUAAACCUGUGUAUGCAGUUGUUGUCAGUGCUGUUAUUUGGCUGAUCUCAACAGCACACUGCAGCAUCACUUUCAUCAUCCAGCACCACCCAUCUCUGGCCAGCAACAACUCCAGUGUGUGCUAUAAACACUUUACAGAGAAGCAGUUGGAGGUCCUCCUCCCAGUACGUUUGGAGUUUUUCUUUGUACUCUGCCUCAUACCUCUUCUAGUUUGUGUUUACUGCUACUUGCACAGCAUCUUGAUUCUGUACAGCCGCCCCAUGAUGUCCCGGAUGCAGAAACAGAAAGCCAUUGGUAUGGCCUUGGGUAGUCUUGCUGUCUUCCUCAUUUGUGUUCUGCCAUACAAUUUAUCUCAUUUAUUGGGUUACUUUAAGGGCCAGAACCUGGAGUGGCAGUACUACACAUUGCUGCUCAGUUGUUUUAGCACCUGCAUUGAUCCCAUCAUCUUCUAUUUUUCCUCCUCCAUCUUCCGAUUCUCAAGUGAAAAGUUCAUUUUUAGGAAGUGGAUUUCAAAGAAAGAAUAA
This is a messenger RNA of Archocentrus centrarchus (flier cichlid), 882 nucleotides long. RefSeq names its product free fatty acid receptor 2-like. NCBI's taxonomy places the organism in Eukaryota, Metazoa, Chordata, Actinopteri, Cichliformes, Cichlidae. Gene Ontology annotation, cellular component: plasma membrane. Bases 1 to 882 code for a protein of 293 amino acids. Gene Ontology annotation, molecular function: G protein-coupled receptor activity. Gene Ontology annotation, biological process: G protein-coupled receptor signaling pathway; cellular response to fatty acid. The transcript has a single exon. The record is from RefSeq and is a predicted model, not a curated record.